Chelonoidis abingdonii (Abingdon island giant tortoise) is the source of this 1191-nucleotide messenger RNA. The record is from RefSeq and is a predicted model, not a curated record. NCBI's taxonomy places the organism in Eukaryota, Metazoa, Chordata, Testudines, Testudinidae.
GCAAUAGUCCCCUCCCCCAACCAGCUGUGAAGGGCAGAGGUGUGGGGUAAAGGGGCAGGGCAUGCUCUUCGCUGGGGGGACAGGAGCAUGGAUGGGCAGGGAUAGAGAUGCCAAUGGGGUGAGGGAGGUGGGGAGAUGGAUGUUGGGCAUCAUCUGGCAGGGGAGGUGGGGACGCGGGUGGAUGUUGGGGGAGCAAGUGGGAACUGGUGGAGACACUGGCUCCGGCCGGGGGGUGACAGGACGGUCAGGGAGGAUGUUAUGGUUACUGAUCUUGAGGAACUUCAGGAUUUGCUGAAUAUUAAUAUUGAAAAGAACAAGCAUCUUGUCACAGGCUCAGUGGAAGCCAAGGUACUGAAAUGGGGUGAAGAUGUAAAAGAAUUUCUGCCUGCACCAGAUUAUAUACUUAUGGCAGACUGCAUUUACUAUGAGGAGUCAUUAGAGCCGUUACUGAAGACCCUGAAAGACCUUUCAGGUCCUGAUACCUGUAUCAUAUGUUGUUACGAACAAAGGACUAUGGGUAAGAACCCGGAAAUAGAGCGAAAAUACUUUGAGCUGCUCCAGAAGGACUUUGAGUUGGAAAAGGUUCCACUGGAGAAACAUGAUGAGGAGUAUCGGAGUGAGGACAUUCACAUCUUGAACAUCCGAAGGAAAAAAAUGGCAGGAAUUUCCCAUCGUGAGAUCUUUGACCAUGUUAUCUGAUCCUCUGGAGAGAAGAGAGAGUGUAAAUUAACUCAAAGAGGCUAUCUCUAAAGCUGUUCAUGGCUCCUCUACAGAAUGUCUUCUAGACAGCGGAGUCAGGAUGAGAUAUAAGGAGACAGUGGGUCAGUCGCUAUAGAACCACAGGCAGUAUCCGUCUUAGAGGACAAACAUGAUUUGUUAAUAUUGACAAAGCAGCCUCACCAAGAGAGAGCGAAAAAUGGAACUGAAAUGUAACCUAGACUGAUGUCCUAUUCAUGGGCCAGCUGUAUAGAUGGGAGGGCUACACUGGUGAAUCGGAGACACAUACAGUGUGCUGAGUUCAAACAAAUCAGAUCCAAGCAUUGCAUAACAAAGCCUAUCUGAAUAGGAGGGUGUGUAGGAUGCUGAAGGUCACCCACUUUUCCCGAAGAGGAAACUCCUUAUCCUGACUGAAUUUUACCUUAAAUUUAAGAGCAGAUGUCUAUGUAUACUUCAUAAAGAGUUUGUACUCGA